AUGGCCGCGAUCAAGGAGCAGGUGGUCGGGCCGCCCUCCAGGCCGGGCGAGGCGGCCGCGGCUGCGGCCGCGGCUGCUCCGGCGGGCGAGGGCGAGGUGUUCGGCGAGGGCGGGAUGGGCGGCUACGCCGCCAGCGAUGGCGGCGCCGCAGGCGCGGCUCGCGGGAAGGGCAUGGGGCGGCGCAGCGACGAGGAGGACGUGUUUGCGGACGCCGCCAGCGAGCUGACGACGAGCCGCCCGGGGUCCGUGGAGGGCGGCGUCACGCCCAACGAGGCGAUGAUGGCCACCGCCAAGGAGUCGGGGGAGGUGCUGCGCCAGCACCCCUUCCCGGCUGACAGGCCGCCGGUGCCGGCGUCAGGGGCAGUGCGGGCGAUGUGA
Molecule: messenger RNA, 378 nt
Organism: Monoraphidium neglectum
Lineage: Eukaryota; Viridiplantae; Chlorophyta; Chlorophyceae; Sphaeropleales; Selenastraceae
Exons: 2
Coding region: 1-378 (125 amino acids)
Source: RefSeq, a predicted model, not a curated record